Molecule: messenger RNA, 1228 nt
Organism: Plasmodium cynomolgi strain B
Lineage: Eukaryota; Apicomplexa; Aconoidasida; Haemosporida; Plasmodiidae
Exons: 1
Source: RefSeq, a predicted model, not a curated record
AAACACGAUCAUUAAUUUUAUUGACAAAGGAAACGAAAAAUACUUUGAAUUGAAUAAAAAGCAUUUGUUCUCUAACUCUGAUUUUGAUUUUAAACGGUCUAAAGAAGAGAAAUAUUUGAAUGAAUAUUUCAAUAAUUAUAAUAAUAUAAUUGAAAAAUGCUCUGAGGAUAAAUAUGAAAUGUGUGAAAAAUACCUUACUUAUAUUAUAACAAUAUAUGAAGAACAUAAGCAAGAUUGUCGGUGGAAUGAAUGUUAUUAUUUUAGUUAUAAUCCGAAAUAUGACCCUAAUGAUCUUUUAUCUAAAUUAAAAAAUAAAAUUCAAGCAAAUGGCGCAAAGGAAAAUGGUGUAGUCCUAGCAGAAAACAAUAGACAAGCUCUAGAUCCAAAUAAUUCGCAGAAAACUAUGAACAUGAUAAUUAAAUAUAUGAGUUGUAAUGAAAUUAAAAAUGAAAAGGGCGAUGUGUUUGCCUAUAACUGUGAAGACCCAGCCUACCGCCGACACAGAGAAAGGGUAUAUCGGAGAGGAAGUAUGAAAAGAAAAGCUAUACCUAGUGAUUCCGUAUACAAGGUUAUUAACAAAAUAAAAGGUUUAAUUUGUAAAGAAGAUACUAUUUCUGGUAAUAAAAUAUUAUUUUGUAAGAAUCCUAAAAUAAAUAAUUUUCCUGUUGCAACCGAUUCAAUUACAAAUACGGGUACACGUGUAGCAAGUGGCACAAAGAAUGUAUAUGCAGUGCAUUCAUAUGGAAUCCAUGGACAAAAUGCUUAUAAAAAUUUAGGUAUAAAUGAUAAUUUAGAUAGAAAUAGUAUGUAUCCAGGAGUUACAUUAUUAUCAUCAAACCGAAGUGUAUCCGAAUUUAAAUAUGAAAGUGAAAAUACUGAAACGCUAACGAAUUCUAACGAGCGUAAGUACGACUUUUUAACUACCGUGUUUCAUGAAUUUAAUAAAGAAGAACUUAAGAACUAUUUCGAAAAACCGAAGGUUAUUUGUUCAAAUUCUUCUUCAAAUAAGGAUAAAAAAAACUGUGUAAAAGCACCAGAAACUUAUAAUUCACAAGAAAUUAUAAAAGGGGAUUCCAUGAUAUAUCCUGAAGGAACUGAAAUUAUAAAUAUGGAUAUUGCAGAUUUCUUUGGAGACAAGCUAAGCCUACUUAAAUCCAGUAAUUUCCGUAUUGCCGUUUUGGGUUUUUUAAUUGCUGGAAUCAUUUUUUAUGUUUUUCCUUUAUUUUAA